AUGGAGAUCAGAGCGAUACGGGGCGACAUAGUAGGCCUGCGUGGGACUGACGAGUAUCGGGAUGGAGGGGGUGGCGGAGGGACAGGCAGCUAUUGGGACGGAGGGGGUGACGAAGGGGCCGGUGGUUAUCAGGGUCGAAGAGGUCGGACAGGAGAUGAAAAUAGAGGAUCGAGCCCCGAUGGAGACGGAGGAGGAGGUCGGGAAGGUACCGAAGGAGGAGGUCGUGAGGGUGUCGAAGGAAGAGAGGGUACCAGAGGCGAAGGUCAGGAGGGUGCCGGAGAAGGAGAUCGUAAGGGUGUUAAAGGAUGGGGGGUACCUGAGGUGCUAGAGGAGGAGGCCGUGAGGGUGUCGAAGGAGGAGGGGGUACUCGAGGCGAAGGUCGUGAGGGUGUUGGAGGAGGAGGGGGUACCCGAGGUGGAAGUCGUGAGAGUGCCGAAGGAGGAGGGAGUACCCGAGGCAGAGAGGGUACCAUUUCGGACGUCAGACUCGUCGGACGUAGUUUUUGAGUUAGAGGGGAUGAAAGAGGUGGUCGCGAUGUUAGGUGAGGGAGUGCCGGAGAUUGGGAGGGUGUCGCGUAUUGUUAACAUGCUGGAGCUGGUGGUCAGCAAGAGGCCGAUGGCACCAUCAUAG
Olea europaea var. sylvestris is the source of this 630-nucleotide messenger RNA. Its product is annotated as rRNA 2'-O-methyltransferase fibrillarin-like. The coding region runs from base 1 to 630 and encodes 209 amino acids. Lineage: Eukaryota; Viridiplantae; Streptophyta; Magnoliopsida; Lamiales; Oleaceae. The record is from RefSeq and is a predicted model, not a curated record. The transcript has 3 exons.